AUGUCUGGCGAGAAGGAGCUGGGACAGCUCAGGGAGCAGAAUGCGCGCCUACAAGCUGAAGUUGAGCGCCUGAAGGCUGCAGUGGCAGGGCCGGGGCAGCAGGGAGCACAGGCGGCCGCUGCCAACGGCGCCGCUGCGCCCGAUGGGGCGGCCGGCAGCUUCCCAGCCUGGGAUGGGCUGCGCCACGGCCUGAGCAAGGACCAGAUUGCACGCUACAGCCGCCAGAUCGUCCUGCACAGCUUUGGGGUGCAAGCGCAAGCGCGGCUGUGCCGCGGCUCGGUGCUGAUUGUGGGGGCGGGAGGGCUGGGCUCCCCCGCGGCGCUGUACCUGGCGGCGGCGGGGGUGGGGCGCAUCGGCGUUGUGGACAAGGACAGCGUGGAGCUGAGCAACAUCCACCGCCAGAUCAUCCACAGGCGCGCUCCGCAUCCUCCGGGCGGGCUGCUGGCUUUGGGGCCCGUGGGGGUGCACAAGGCUGUGUCGGCGGCAGAGGCGUGCCGCGCGCUCAACAGCAGCAUCCAGGUGGAGACGCACCUGGAGGGGCUGACCCCCGCCAAUGCGGUACACCUGGUGCGGCAGUACGAUGUGGUGGUGGAUGCCUCGGACAAUGCGCCCACCCGCUACCUCAUCAGGCGAGCCACCCUGCAUCGGGUGCACGCAGUUGUCCUUUGUUGGCUGCAUUGCAUGCGUCUCGACGCCUGCUGCGCGGUGGGGCGGCCGCUGGUGUCUGGCGCCGCCAUCGGCACCGAUGGGCAGCUGACUGUGUACUGCCACGGCCACGAUGGCCCCUGCUACCGCUGCCUGUUCCCGGAAGCGCCUGCGGCCGGCAACUGCGCCCGCUGCGUGGAUGCUGGCGUGCUGGGGGUGGUCCCUGGCGGUCGAGCUGCGGGUGUGCAGGCGCUGGAGGCGGUGAAGCUGCUGUCUGGCGUGGGCGACCCGCUGUCCCGCCGCCUGCUGGUGGUCGACUGCGCCGCCGGCAGGUUCCACAGCGUCAAGCUGCGCGCCAAGUCUGCCAACUGCGUGGCCUGCAGCACACACCCCAGCAUCACUGCUGCCAGCGUGGCGGCAUACGAUUAUGCCGCCUUCACCGGCCAGGCCGCCACAAACGACGCGGCCCCCGCGCCGCUGCAGCUGAUUGCUGCCGAGGAGCGCAUUACGCCCGCCGAGCUGCAGCAGCGGCUGGCCAGUGAGCCGGGCUGUGUGCUGCUGGAUGUGCGGCCGGCAGAGCAGUACAACGUGUGCCACCUGCCGGGUGCGCAGGCGGCGCUGCUGUGGCCGCACUCCGGAGCACCCUCCAUGCCGCCAUCAGGCGGCCAAGGCGGCGGGGGGGGGACCGCGGGCGCCAGCCGCCCGCCGGCGCAUCCCCCGCUGUACGUUGUGUGCCGGCGAGGCAACGACUCGCAGCGGGCGGUGGCACGGCUGCGGGAGCUGGGCAUGGCGCACGCGGUGGAUGUGGUGGGGGGCAUGGAGGCCUGGGCACACGAGGUGGACCCCGGGUUCCCCACCUACUGA
Chlorella variabilis is the source of this 1509-nucleotide messenger RNA. RefSeq lists its product as hypothetical. Gene Ontology annotation, molecular function: URM1 activating enzyme activity; thiosulfate-cyanide sulfurtransferase activity; nucleotidyltransferase activity. NCBI's taxonomy places the organism in Eukaryota, Viridiplantae, Chlorophyta, Trebouxiophyceae, Chlorellales, Chlorellaceae. Gene Ontology annotation, cellular component: cytoplasm. The transcript is spliced from 9 exons. Bases 1 to 1509 code for a protein of 502 amino acids. The record is from RefSeq and is a predicted model, not a curated record.